AUGUCAAUAUAUACGCCUAUCGAAACCUUCUCUCCUCUUCACUCUACUAGAAUAGCGACGCCGAAUAUUCCCUACGAUUCUAACGAUCUAAAUGAUUUUAACUACAUCUCUAGCUCUAAUAUUCCUAUUAAUCUAACUAAUUCCGAUAAUAUCGAGGUACUAGAAUCGACGGAGAAAGAGGAGGAAGAUGAAGAGGAGGAAGAUGAAGAGAAGGAAGAUGAAGAGGAGGAAGAUGAAGAGGAGGAAGAUGAAGAGGAGGAAGAUGAAGAGGAGGAAGAUGAAGAGGAGGAAGAUGAAGAGGAGGAUAGUCUACACUAUAAUAGUGAAGACAGUGAGAGAGAUGAUGAUAAUCAAGACUGGGUUCCAUUUACGGUACAGAAGCUCCUCUCUCAGUAUCAUUUAGACGGUCAUUACGGCUGUACGCCCGAGAAGCAUAUUCGCCUUAAACAAGAGCAUGAGGAUCUAGUGGGAGACCAGGCGCAUCACGACCUCUCCUCGUGCUUCCCACGAGCUAACUUUCCCUCCGUAUUACGGCCAGAUCACGAUGUCGAUCAACUACUAACACCAGAUCAAGCUAGAGCGGAUUUUGCUCCUUCGGCAGCACAAUGGGAAGAAACAAUAUGUGGUACGAGUAUCGAUCAUCCCUACCCACGUUAUGUCUGUCUUCAUACGCAUAUAACUCCACCGACGGACCCUGAGAUAUCCUCUAAUGUUGAUAGUUUUCUGGGCUUUGCUACAUCCCUCGCCUUUGCCCGUGAAGGAUUAAAUGUCGAGCUCGCGCCUCAGGUCCGGAAAAACAUGACGGCUGAUGUCCAUAUCACGACUACAACAUAUCAUGAGCCAUCGACGCAAGAGAAUCAUUAUGAACUUAGCCAGGAAGACCAUGAGUCAGUACGUCCUCGCGCUAUUCAGACCCUCUUACGCGACAUUCCUCACUUCUUCGCCGCUCGACUUUUCGGCGCUCGGGACAUCGAGGUGUACUUUCUCUUUCCCUACAUCCCGGUCGAUGGUCGCUUUAUCGGUCUAACACAGCACCAACUAAAACGAUGGUUUAACCGAAUCUUUCUCCCAGCCCUCGAGUCAAUCGCACCCUCCCAUAUACUACAACAUCUUCCCGCGUCACUCCGUCAAGCGCAGGCAAACUCCGUAGCGGCGCAGAUCGAGGGCCGUCAAGCGACCACCACGAGCUACCAGAGUGCCCAGACGAUCCACUAUACCCUUUAG
This is a messenger RNA of Cladophialophora bantiana CBS 173.52, 1224 nucleotides long. RefSeq lists its product as uncharacterized. NCBI's taxonomy places the organism in Eukaryota, Fungi, Ascomycota, Eurotiomycetes, Chaetothyriales, Herpotrichiellaceae. The coding region runs from base 1 to 1224 and encodes 407 amino acids. The record is from RefSeq and is a predicted model, not a curated record. The transcript has a single exon.